Molecule: messenger RNA, 702 nt
Organism: Penicillium angulare
Lineage: Eukaryota; Fungi; Ascomycota; Eurotiomycetes; Eurotiales; Aspergillaceae
Gene: wos2
Product: Hsp90 cochaperone SBA1
Exons: 5
Coding region: 1-702 (233 amino acids)
Biological process (GO): chaperone-mediated protein complex assembly; protein folding
Cellular component (GO): cytosol; nucleus
Molecular function (GO): Hsp90 protein binding; protein-folding chaperone binding
Source: RefSeq, a predicted model, not a curated record
AUGGCUACCGUGCACCCCGAAGUCCCUGAAAAGUUGGCGGAGAAGGGUGUCUUGCAAUUCAUCACCUGGGCUCAGCGCUCCUCGGCCGAUGAUGCCGAGCGCAACUACCUCUACGUGAGCCUCAAGGCUGCCGAUGUCCCCAAGGACAAGGCUUCCCUCAAACUUAACCCCACCAAUGUCUCUUUCACUGGCCCUUCCGGCAAGGGUGUCACAUACUCCGUCUCCCUGGACCUUUUCGGCGAGAUCGACCCCGAGAACAGCAAAGUAAACCACACCGACCGCGAGGUUGAGCUGGUGCUGCGCAAGAAGGAGCUGAAGGAGGAGUUCUGGCCUCGUCUGCUGAAGGACAGCAAGAAGGUCCACUUCUUGAAGACCGACUUCGACAAGUGGGUGGAUGAGGAUGAGCAGGACGAGGCUGCCGAGGACGACUACGCCAACAACUUCGGUGGCUUCGGCGGCGAGGGUGGCCCCGGCGGCGAGGGCGGUGGCCUGAGCAACAUCGACUUCUCCAAGCUCGGCGGUAUGGGCGGCGGCGAGGGUGGCAUGCCCGACCUGAGCGCCCUGGCUGGUGCUAUGGGCGGUGCUGGUGGCAUGCCUGGCAUGCCUGGUAUGCCCGGCGCUGAGGGUGCUGAGGAUGAAGAGGAUGAUGAUCUUCCCGAGCUUGAGGAGGAGAAGUCUUCCAAGAUCCAGGAGGUUUCUUAA